This is a messenger RNA of Microtus ochrogaster (prairie vole), 6456 nucleotides long. RefSeq names its product BCR activator of RhoGEF and GTPase (gene Bcr). Gene Ontology annotation, biological process: protein phosphorylation; positive regulation of GTPase activity; intracellular signal transduction. The record is from RefSeq and is a predicted model, not a curated record. Gene Ontology annotation, cellular component: membrane. Gene Ontology annotation, molecular function: protein serine/threonine kinase activity; guanyl-nucleotide exchange factor activity; GTPase activator activity. NCBI's taxonomy places the organism in Eukaryota, Metazoa, Chordata, Mammalia, Rodentia, Cricetidae.
AUGACGCCAAAGUCAGGACACCAGCGAAAUCGUUUCUUCCUCAGCAAUUGCGUUGUUUACUGCCAACUGAGCCAGAGAAGGGUGAGAGUGGGAUCAGACCGGGUAGCCGCGGUCCGGGUCUGUUUCAAGGACCCAGAGCUCCGCCGCGACGCGGCCCCUUUAAGAGGCGCGCCCAGCCCCAUCAAUCGCUCCACGGCCACCGCCCCCCGGUCCUCCCCUUCCUGCGGCGUUGAGUGCGGGCCCGGGCGGGAGUGCGGCGAGAGCUGGCCGGGCUGGUCGCAGCGCCUACCAGAAAGGCUGUGGGGCAGCGGGGCUGCGGGGAGGGGCGGGAACCGGAGGCGCCAGCCGCCCGCUCCCGCCGACGGCGCAGACCCGGCACCCGUCGAGGAGCCCGAGGCGCGGCCGGACGGAGAGGGGUCACCGGGGAAGGCACGGCCGCCCUCCGCCCGCAGGCCAGCGGCUGCUACGCCGGCGGAUAGAGACGACCGAGGGCCCCCCACCAGCGUGGCGGCACUCAGAUCCAACUUCGAGAAGAUCCGCAAGGGACCUCCCCAGCCCGGCUCUGGCGACCCUGAGAAGCCCUUCUACGUGAAUGUCGAGUUCCACCACGAGCGUGGCCUGGUGAAGGUCAACGACAAAGAGGUAUCCGACCGGAUCAGUUCUCUAGGCAGCCAGGCCAUGCAGAUGGAGCGCAAGAAGUCCCAGCAAAGCACUGGGCAGGGUCUGGGGGAAGCGCCCAGACCCCACUACCGCGGGCGCUCCUCGGAGAGCAGCUGUGGCCUCGACGGUGACUACGAGGAUGCGGAGUUAAAUCCCCGCUUCCUGAAGGACAACCUAAUCAAUGCCAACGGCGGCAACAGGCCCCCUUGGCCGCCCCUGGAGUACCAACCCUACCAGAGCAUCUACGUCGGAGGUAUGAUGGAAGGGGAGGGCAAGGGCCCGCUCCUGCGAAGCCAGAGCACUUCGGAGCAGGAGAAGCGCCUCACCUGGCCCCGCAGGUCCUACUCCCCCCGGAGUUUUGAGGACAGCGGAGGAGGUUAUACCCCGGAUUGCAGCUCCAAUGAGAACCUCACCUCCAGCGAGGAGGACUUUUCCUCUGGCCAGUCCAGCCGCGUGUCCCCAAGCCCCACCACCUACCGUAUGUUCCGGGACAAGAGCCGCUCACCCUCACAGAAUUCGCAGCAAUCCUUUGACAGCAGCAGCCCCCCGACGCCGCAGUGUCAGAAGCGGCACCGACAGUGUCAGGUUGUGGUGUCUGAGGCUACCAUCGUAGGUGUCCGCAAGACCGGGCAGAUCUGGCCCAAUGACGGGGACAGCACCUUCCAGGGGGAUGCAGAUUCCUCGUUCGGCACACCACCUGGGUACGGCUGUGCCGCAGACCAGGCCGAGGAGCAGCGCCGGCACCAGGAUGGGCUGCCCUACAUCGAUGAUUCACCUUCCUCCUCUCCACACCUCAGCAGCAAAGGCAGAGGCAGCCGCGACGCUCUGGCCUCAGGAGCCCUGGAGCCCAGCAAAGCGAGCGAGCUGGAUUUGGAAAAGGGCUUGGAGAUGAGAAAGUGGGUUCUCUCGGGAAUCCUGGCCAGCGAGGAAACGUACCUGAGCCACCUGGAGGCUCUGCUAUUGCCCAUGAAGCCUCUGAAAGCCGCUGCCACCACCUCGCAGCCGGUGCUGACCAGCCAACAGAUCGAGACCAUUUUCUUCAAAGUACCUGAGCUCUAUGAGAUCCACAAGGAGUUCUACGACGGUCUGUUCCCUCGCGUGCAGCAAUGGAGCCACCAACAGCGUGUGGGUGACCUCUUCCAGAAGCUGGCCAGCCAGCUGGGUGUGUACCGAGCCUUCGUGGAUAACUACGGAGUGGCCAUGGAAACGGCGGAGAAGUGCUGUCAGGCCAACAGUCAGUUUGCAGAAAUAUCUGAGAACCUGAGAGCCAGGAGCAACAGAGAUGCCAAGGACUCCACCACCAAGAACUCUUUGGAAAAUCUGCUCUACAAGCCUGUGGACCGGGUGACAAGGAGCACACUAGUCCUGCAUGACUUGCUAAAGCACACUCCGUCCAGCCAUCCUGACCAUUCCCUGCUGCAGGACGCCCUCCGCAUCUCACAGAACUUCCUGUCCAGCAUCAAUGAGGAGAUCACACCCCGGCGGCAGUCCAUGACUGUGAAGAAAGGAGAGCACCGGCAGCUGCUGAAGGACAGCUUCAUGGUGGAGCUGGUGGAGGGGGCCCGCAAGCUGCGCCACAUCUUCCUAUUCACCGACCUGCUCCUUUGCACCAAGCUGAAGAAGCAAAGUGGAGGCAAAACCCAGCAGUAUGACUGUAAAUGGUACAUUCCGCUCACGGACCUCAGCUUCCAGAUGCUGGAUGAACUGGAGGCCGUGCCCAACAUCCCUCUGGUGCCAGAUGAGGAACUGGAUGCCCUGAAGAUCAAAAUCUCCCAGAUCAAGAGCGACAUCCAACGGGAGAAGAGAGCAAACAAGGGCAGCAAAGUCAUGGAGAGGCUGAGGAAGAAGCUGUCUGAGCAAGAGUCACUGCUGCUCUUAAUGUCCCCCAGCAUGGCCUUCAGGGUACACAGUCGUAAUGGUAAGAGUUACACAUUCCUGAUCUCCUCCGACUAUGAGCGAGCCGAGUGGCGAGAGAGCAUCCGGGAGCAGCAGAAGAAAUGUUUCAAAAGUUUCUCUCUGACGUCGGUGGAGCUGCAAAUGCUGACCAACUCGUGUGUGAAACUUCAGACUGUUCAUCACAUUCCACUGACCAUCAACAAAGAGGAUGAUGAGUCUCCUGGGCUCUACGGCUUCCUGAAUGUCAUCGUCCACUCAGCCACCGGGUUUAAGCAGAGUUCAAAUCUAUACUGCACCCUGGAGGUGGACUCCUUCGGGUAUUUUGUGAACAAAGCGAAGACCCGCGUCUACAGGGACACCACUGAGCCAAACUGGAACGAGGAGUUCGAGAUAGAGCUGGAAGGCUCCCAGACCCUGCGGAUACUGUGCUAUGAAAAGUGUUACAACAAGAUGAAGAUCACCAAGGAGGAUGGCGAGAGCACAGACAAGCUCAUGGGGAAAGGUCAGCUCCAGUUGGACCCCCAAACUCUACAGGACAGAGACUGGCAACGGACUGUCAUCGACAUGAAUGGGAUCGAAGUGAAACUUUCCGUCAAGUUCACGAGUAGGGAGUUCAGCUUGAAGAGAAUGCCUUCCCGCAAACAGACUGGGGUCUUCGGGGUCAAGAUUGCGGUGGUCACGAAGAGAGAGAGGUCCAAGGUACCCUACAUUGUACGCCAGUGUGUGGAAGAGAUCGAACGCCGGGGCAUGGAGGAGGUGGGCAUCUACCGAGUGUCUGGAGUGGCCACAGACAUCCAGGCACUGAAGGCGGCCUUCGAUGUCAAUAAUAAGGAUGUAUCCGUGAUGAUGAGCGAGAUGGACGUGAAUGCCAUUGCCGGCACGCUGAAGCUUUACUUCCGCGAGCUGCCCGAGCCCCUCUUCACUGAUGAGUUCUACCCCAACUUCGCAGAGGGCAUCGCUCUUUCAGACCCUGUUGCAAAAGAAAGCUGCAUGCUCAACUUGCUGCUGUCCCUCCCAGAGGCCAACCUAGUGACCUUCCUUUUCCUUCUGGACCACUUGAAAAGGGUGGCUGAAAAGGAGCCAGUGAACAAGAUGUCCCUGCAUAACCUCGCCACAGUCUUUGGCCCCACGCUGCUUCGACCUUCUGAGAAGGAAAGCAAGCUUCCUGCGAACCCCAACCAGCCCAUCACCAUGACUGACAGCUGGUCCCUGGAGGUCAUGUCCCAGGUCCAAGUGUUGCUGUACUUCCUGCAGCUGGAGGCCAUCCCCGCCCCCGACAGCAAGAGACAGAGCAUCCUGUUCUCCACUGAAGUUUAAAGGCCUGGCAUCAGCCGUCUCUCUCAUUAAGAGGCCCGCAGAAUGACCUGGAAACCUGUGACAAGAGAAUCCAUCCCCGGAGUGGGAACGGGACUCUUCUUGUGGUGUAAUUUAACCAUUCCCAAGCUCUGGGCCAUCUGUCAAGAGACAAGUACCCAAAGCUCAAGGCCCAAGGGGGCCUAUACAAACCAUCCAGGUGUGUCUGCAAGUCCCAGGCUGGCCCCAGACUGUACUCUUCCCUUGUUGCCGCCAGAGGGCACCCCAGGCCAGCCCAUCCGCCAGCCUGCGUACAAGGGAAAGGUGGCGAAGAGAGUGGUUUUUACGAAUCUAAUUUAUCAUAAGAGUUUUAAGAGAAAAAAAAAAAAUCUCUACUGGAUCAUUUGUUCCGAUGCACCCUCUCUGGGGAAUAGGGACACCACCAGAUCCCUCACUCUUGUGUCUUGAAUAAACACUGCUGCUGCUUCAUAUUGUGGGGGCCACAGCCAUGUCCCUGUGUGGGUGGGGAUAUCUCCAUUUCCCUGACUUUGAGUUCCGCUGUCUGUGUACCAGGGCUUGAGACGCCGCCGAGCCAGCGCUGUAGCAUCUUGACUCCUUGCUGCUUGCUUUGUCUUCCUCCAAGGCUGUCUGUGCAGAAGUAGGUCAGGCUCCUGUUGGCUGACACUCUUGUUUUUGCUAGCUGUGCAGUUCUCAGGAGUAUGCUCCAUCGCAGCCCAGAAGUGUCCGGGGACCAGACACAGGGGGAAAGGAGGUCCUGGCCGUGCACCUUACACUUCCUUCUGCAGGGAGAGCGGCCGUGUCCACUGAUCCCCAUCGCCUACCUGGCACCUGUCUCCCUUUUGGCUGACAAAGGCUGUGACUUCUCUGGCCUGGCUCUGACUACUCUCUCUGUCCCACAUAAACACCACGUGAUCACAUCCUUUCCUUGCCCUCAACUGAGCAGACUCAGUUAACUUUUGUAGAGGUUUCUGCUCCGAAGCAGCAACUUGCUCUAGUGGCUUCUUUUAAAACUUUGAUCCGAAAUAGCUUUUGAUACUUGAAUAUUUUUAAGUUUUAUACAUAGUUUCUAAUUUUUUUCCUAAUGGAUUCAGACACCUGAUAUAAGAUACUAGAAUGUACACCGUGGACAGGCAGUGUCCCAUGCAGCAUUCUGUCUUCCUUCGAGAGCCAGCUUUCUUUUUGCUUGGAGUCAUUUCUGAUGUCUCUGGGACAUCGGAAACAUGGGAAGAAGGUAAAGAAAGUCAGACCUGGGGUGGGAGCAGACCCACCUUCCGAGAACAUCUGGGAAAAAUAAAUCCCGUAUUCGGGCGAGAGUUGGGAUAGUCUCUUCCUGACCACCCUAGAGAGUAAAAAGAGAAAGGAGACACCACCAAUUAUUUUCAAGGAAGAAAUCCACAAAUCCUUGCAUCAAUUUUAAAAAGGUCUUAGAAUCCUACACUUGGGAGGCUGGGGCAGAAUUGCCGUGAGUUCAAGACCAGCCGUUGGCAGCAUAGAGCUUAUUGGUCCAGCCAAGGCUCCAGUGCAGGGCUGUGGGACAGGGGUGUGGAGUAGACAGGGAGAGAAGAAAGACUGUAGACUUGAAUCCCAAGCUGCUCCUGCAGAAGGGCAUGACUUGGGGGUAUAGAUUGCUUGUCACAGAGGACUCUUGCACCUGGUCACAUACCCCACGGUCCCUCCCACGUGUGGAAGGUGGUGGGUAUGUCCACGUACAGCAUCUGCCAACUCCACAACCCAUGGGGAUUCCCAAGAGGCAGGGCCAUGUAUUCCCCUACCGUCUGCUCUUGAACCUGCCCAACGUAUUGGGCAGGAAACAAAAGGCCCUGCAGGGUCUCCAUCUGCAUACAGUAUUUGUUUAGUUGGCCUUUUUUUUUUUUCUCAGCAGAGCCACCCUUUGGUCUGCCCUUGAGCAUUUUUGAACCCAGUGGGCUCCUCUAGUCUGGCUGUCCAUCACAGUCCAUCUCAGUGGCGCUGACCACUGAGAUGGAACCCUGCUGAGAAAAGCCAAACCCAGCUGUUGAUUCUGCUCCCUCUGUUGUCUCUUGAUUUGCCUCUGUCACCUUGAACUGGAAAGCAAUAUAGCAACGUGCCAAUUUGCGUUCCCUCGGCCUCUCCUUCCUCCGUUGCUCUUUAUUUAUAGAGAUGUUGUUUGAUGAUGGAAUGGUCACUCUUGCAUUGUUCUAAAAGUGUUCCUCUGCCUUCAGGCCAUGAUGGCACUGGCUGGGGCUGUCUCUGUUAACCGUCUCACACCCUCCAGGCCUGUAGGCUGGCAAAGCCACGGUGGGGCAUGGAAAAGGCAUGGUGUUCUGCAGGAGCGGGAUAACCUGGCUUUCCGUCUGCAGAGAGAGUGAUGGCCCAGAGUCCAUCAUGACUGUCCACCAAGCAUGGCUGCCAGACUCUAAAGGAAGAAGUGCUACUUUCUUACCUUGGAACCUGGGUCCGGGGUACAGAGGGUGUGGCUUCAUGGUGAUAACCUGGCCUCCCCAGUGGGUGGAUGGUUUCUUAGCUGCAAUCUUGCUUUUGAGCUCAGCUGUCUGUACUACCCCUGUGCCGGAAGGACCCACGGACACUCUCAUUAAAGUCUCCUGA